Messenger RNA from Punctularia strigosozonata HHB-11173 SS5, 573 nucleotides. Its product is annotated as Prefoldin. Lineage: Eukaryota; Fungi; Basidiomycota; Agaricomycetes; Corticiales; Punctulariaceae. Gene Ontology annotation, cellular component: prefoldin complex; cytoplasm. The coding region runs from base 1 to 369 and encodes 122 amino acids. Gene Ontology annotation, biological process: protein folding. Gene Ontology annotation, molecular function: protein folding chaperone. The record is from RefSeq and is a predicted model, not a curated record. The transcript has 5 exons.
AUGGCCACCCUCUCAGAUGAUACGCUGCGGAAGAUCCUCGUACAAAUACAGCAAACGGCCAUUCAAUCUCAACGUGCACUCGCAGUCUCUCGACAACAGACCGCUGCGAAGGAGCGCGAACGGCGUAUAUUGCAGCUUACUAUCGAUGAAGUCAGCUCUCUAGACCCCGCUGUCAAUGUCUACAAGGGCGUCGGUAAAAUGUUCCUUCAGGUCCCUCGCCCGAUCAUGGACAAGGACUUGAAGAACCAAGAGAAAGAGCUCACUGAUGACAUUAACAGCCUGAAUAAGAAGUCAAAGUACCUCGAGAAGCAAUUCAACGAUGCACAGGGCCAACUGCGCGAUAUCUUCCAAAGUGCGCCGAAACCAUAGUAGGGUAACCGAAGCGAUGCAAUGGUCAAGGACAUUACCCAUACCCCUAGCUCUGCAAAUUCAACGGGAAAUAUCUCGAGCUUGCCCUCUUAGAAAAUGUCGUCCUGUUUCCGUCUACGAUCCAGCCGAAAUAUCCGUCACGACCAUCCGUUGAUCCGUUAUCAAUGCGGAUCCGGGCGGAAGCUCCCAAAACCCCUAUAUCGC